AUGGCACCACGCCCUGCUGUCAAUCGCCGCCAGGCGGUUGAAAGACCCAUGCGAGCAGGCCGCAUUUCCAAGACAAAGAAAGAACAAGCCAUCAUCAAAGUCUCAUCGAAUCAGCUGGAAGUUGCGGUCAAUGAUCAAGCUCUUGAGCCAGUUUAUGGCACACCGCCAGCCUGGGCAGAGGGCCGUCAACAACUUUGUGAUGCGAUUCCUUGGUUUCGCUGCACUCAAGGUGCAAUGUAUCACACCGAAGGUUUCUGCUAUGGCUUCCUCGUUGAUGCCGAUGGUGGCACCCGCACUUAUAUCGACGAGGAAAUCAUCAUUACCAGAAUAGGUGGAUGUUGCACCAAAGACUCGGGGGGCAACCUAACUCUCGAAAAGAACCAAGACCCGGAGAAUGCACUCGUCCAAAGCAUCAUCGCCAGCCAAGAGUCCAAGCUUGCCGUUGGUCUUGUUAUUGGGAGCAAGAACAAGAUGCUCAACCGAGAACUUCCGCAUCGGUACAACAUUAUGGACUGGUUCCGUGUUACCAAUGUCUGGUUUGAAAAGAUUGGCAAGAAACACGGAGUCAAGGUUCGCUUUGAGAAACUGAACCUCGCGGAAAAGAGCUGGUGGGCUGCCAAAGACUCUCUCCCUCCGCUCCCCCUUGAUAAACGGGAUUUUGAAACAAAGCCCGAGACACUCAAGUGUGAGAAAUGUUCCACGGAAAGUGUUCGUUUGUACGAGGAUGGUUGGAUGUGUCUGGACCCUGGUUGCGUCGACUUCUGGAAGAUUAACAGCGCCUCCCCUCCCGCUGAGCUCACUUUCAAUCCUGAUUUUCUGAGCUUUCGCAGUCGUCCGGAUCCAGCAAUCCAGCCACACUACAGUCUAGUUCCUGAUCUUCUGUCCACACUGGAUGAGAAUGCUGCAGAUGUCAGCACAUCUCGUAUCGCAUGGAAGGGAAUUGUGUGCCCUAUGUGUUUCAAAUGUACCCGACGAACGUUCUGGCAAGGCUGGAAAUGCGACGAUGAUACUACCAACGGUGAAAAGCCUGCGAAUAGUUGCCCGUUCCAAAAAUUCAUGAACAUGAACCCCGUUUCGCUCCGGGUCGUCGUCGACCAUUUCGAGCUGGCCCCGAUCAAGCGAGCAAUCCUUUUUGACAAGAAGUUUAGCAUUCCAGACAUUGACGACAAUGCCUUCUUCCCUUACCGGAAGCUGACUUACAAACUCGACGGAGUUGGCUCGAUUACCCACUUUGUGUCUAACAAAGCAAUCAAUAGCCGGGCGAAUGGACCGGAUGACCUUUUCAUCAGUCUCCAACGUGGUGAUAUUGGUCUUAAGCGAUUCCGGCUCCAGGCCAGUCUAGCAGUUGCGGGUACACUAACCUCACAUUUCGCGGUCAACUACGGUAUGCCCUACAAAUACGUUGUGUCUGUUGAUUCCAAGGGCUUUGAUGAAGCACCCAAUGACAUGCUCCACGCUCUGGGCCGUUUGUCAUGGGCAACUGAAAAGGCAGUCGUCUCUUCUGGUGAUCAAUAUUCACCUCCAAAUGAGCUACUGACGCUCGGCUAUUUCGAGGAAAUGAAGAUCGGAUUCCACGAUGAUGGCGAGUCCUCGCUGGGCCCCAGUAUUGCCACACUAUCCCUCGGAGCGAAAGCAACCAUGUUCGUCCGUAUGAAGUAUAAGUACUUCAACGGCUCUACCCGAAGAGCUGAACCCAAGCAAAUUGGCACUCUCCUGGAAGAUGAUCCCGUUCUGAAAGAUUGCAUGUUUGAGGGCGAGCGCCGAGCACUGAAGGAGAAGUUCGAUGCUGGUGAAAUCUCGCAAGACGAGUAUGAUGACUCUCGUCGUGCUCUAUCGAUGGGCCGCAAAGGAAAAGAGGCCCCCAUUACCAUCAAGAUGGAACUCCAUCAUGGUGAUCUAGUUGUUAUGCACGGAGAGAACCUCCAGAAGUACUACGAGCAUUCCGUGGUGCCUGAGAACAAGUUGCGCUUUGCUUUGACCGCGAGAUACGUUAAGCCCGGCCAUGUUGAUGCGAGAGAGAUCGAGAAAGGCCAUUUCUCACUCACACCUGAUCAGAUCUACGAUGGGAAGUGA
Molecule: messenger RNA, 2073 nt
Organism: Penicillium griseofulvum
Lineage: Eukaryota; Fungi; Ascomycota; Eurotiomycetes; Eurotiales; Aspergillaceae
Exons: 9
Coding region: 1-2073 (690 amino acids)
Biological process (GO): DNA repair
Source: RefSeq, a predicted model, not a curated record